Molecule: messenger RNA, 2218 nt
Organism: Antrostomus carolinensis (chuck-will's-widow)
Lineage: Eukaryota; Metazoa; Chordata; Aves; Caprimulgiformes; Caprimulgidae
Product: WD repeat-containing protein 47-like
Molecular function (GO): protein binding
Source: RefSeq, a predicted model, not a curated record
AUGAUUGAGGGCACAUCAGAAAUGGAGCCACUAGGUACUGACCGGGCCCCGAGUCCCCCGAGGGGUCUGUGUAGGCGGAACUCCGGAGUGGCCUCUGAGCAGGCCCAAGAGUCAUAUGCUGCCAUCAUGACGGCUGAAGAAACAGUGAAUGUUAAAGAAGCUGAAAUAAUUAAACUAAUACUAGAUUUUCUGAACUCAAGGAAACUUCAUAUCAGUAUGCUGGCACUUGAGAAAGAAAGCGGGGUCAUUAAUGGCUUGUUUUCAGACGACAUGCUUUUUCUAAGGCAAUUGAUUCUUGAUGGUCAGUGGGAUGAGGUUCUUCAAUUUAUUCAGCCUCUUGAAUGUAUGGAAAAAUUCGACAAGAAAAGGUUCCGUUACAUUAUAAUGAAGCAGAAGUUCUUGGAAGCCUUAUGUGUAAACAAUGCGAUGUCAGCAGAAGAUGAGCCUCAGCAUCUGGAGUUUACAAUGCGAGAGGCUGUCCAGUGCCUACAUGCGUUGGAAGAAUAUUGUCCCUCUAAGGAAGACUAUAGCAAACUCUGCUUGCUGCUGACGCUGCCUCGCUUGACCAACCACGCCGAGUUCAAGGACUGGAAUCCCAGCACUGCUCGGGUUCACUGCUUUGAAGAAGCCUGCGUCAUGGUGGCAGAGUUUACUUUUGAUAGGAAACUGAGUGAGGCUGGCUUCAAAGCAAGUAGCAAUCGUUUAUUUCAGCUUGUAAUGAAGGGAUUGCUUUAUGAAUGUUGUGUGGAAUUCUGUCAGAGUAAAGCAACAGGAGAAGAAAUCACAGAAAGUGAAGUAUUGCUGGGCAUUGAUCUCUUGUGCGGUAAUGGGUGUGAUGACUUGGACCUUAGCUUAUUAUCAUGGCUGCAGAAUCUGCCAGCUACUGUUUUCUCAUGUGCUUUUGAACAAAAGAUGCUUAAUAUUCAUGUUGAUAAACUCCUCAAGCCUACAAAAGCUGCUUAUGCUGAUCUUUUGACACCUCUUAUCAGCAAACUUUCUCCUUAUCCAUCAUCCCCAAUGAGGCGGCCUCAGUCAGCAGAUGCUUACAUGACCCGCUCCUUAAACCCUGCCUUAGAUGGGCUGUCAUGUGGAUUAACAAGUCAUGAUAAGCGAGUCACAGACCUUGGGACCAAAACUUCUCCAAUGUCGCACUCCUUUGCUAAUUUCCAUUACCCAGGAGUACAGAAUCUCAGCCGAAGUCUCAUGCUUGAGAAUACUGAGUGUCACAGCAUUUUUGAAGAGUCACCUGAGCGUGAUACUCCUGUUGAGCCACAGCAUCCCAUCAACAGUGAGACUUUGUGCCAGAGUUCAGUUCCAGAAAAUGAACCACUUAAUGGAGCACAGAGUCAGGGAUCAGCCAAACAAGAGAAAAAUGAGCUUCGUGAUUCAACAGAGCAGUUUCAGGAAUAUUACAGACAAAGACUACGUUACCAGCAGCACUUGGAACAGAAAGAGCAACAACGACAGUUGUACCAGCAAAUGUUAUUGGAGGGAGGUGUAAAUCAAGAAGACGGAGCUGACCAGCAACAGAAUCUUACUGAACAGUUUCUGAACAGAUCUAUCCAGAAACUAGGAGAAUUAAAUAUAGGUAUGGACAGUCUUGGAAAUGAUGUACAAACCCUUAGCCAGCAAUGUAACGGGAGCAAAGGGAAUGCAUCUACCAAUCCAGCAAGUAACUUUACAUCGCUGCCUUCAGAUGCUAGUCAGAGGACAACAGCUGAUAGCCAGAAUGUUAACACAAGCACUCCUCGGAAGCGUGGAUCAGCUAAUCAGAUACCCUUUCCUGAAGAGUCCCCUGUACAGGGGAAUCAAACUGUAUCAGAACAUGCUGUCACUCAGCCACAGUUGGAAGACUCUUCAGGGAAUUUAACUAGGACAAGGAGUGAUGAGGAUGACAAAUCAAAAAAGCAGUUCAUUUGCAUUAAUACUCUAGAAGACACACAAGCUGUUAGAGCUGUAGCCUUUCAUCCCAGUGGGAGUUUAUAUGCUGUUGGCUCCAACUCUAAAACUUUGAGAGUUUGUGCCUAUCCAGAAGUAAUUGACCCAAGUGCUUAUAACACUCCUAAACAACCUGUAGUACGCUUCAAAAGGAACAAGCAUCAUAAAGGAUCAAUCUACUGUGUAGCCUGGAGUCCCUGUGGACAGCUCUUAGCUACUGGUUCUAAUGAUAAAUAUGUGAAAGUACUGCCUUUUAAUGCAGAAACCUGUAAUGCAACAG